Messenger RNA from Malaya genurostris, 6772 nucleotides. RefSeq names its product protein elav-like. The transcript is spliced from 2 exons. Gene Ontology annotation, cellular component: ribonucleoprotein complex. The record is from RefSeq and is a predicted model, not a curated record. Bases 530 to 1618 code for a protein of 362 amino acids. NCBI's taxonomy places the organism in Eukaryota, Metazoa, Arthropoda, Insecta, Diptera, Culicidae. Gene Ontology annotation, molecular function: RNA binding.
CAUUACGAAAUCAUUGUAUCGUCAUCAGCGUAGCGUCACGGUUGUGCUCUUUUUAAAAGAAUCCAGCUUAAUCUCAAAACAGUUAGCUCCUAUUUCUAUAGUAGUGCAGUUCCAGGGAUCAUCCACAUUCACAUCUAUAUAACUACACACGCGCGUGAGAAGAAGAAAGUGGCAUCUCGUCUGAUACGACGGAAGAGUGAAAGAGAUAAAGAAUAAAAUUGAUUUUUCACUUGAAUUUCCUUCGUUUUUGUGAGGAAUUACUAGCAAAUUUGGGCCGACGUUUUUGAUUGACAUAAAGUGAUUUGUGGCCUGUAAAAUAAAAACGGAUUACAAGUGUAAAGUGCUUUGAAACCGGAAACAUUUGCGAUCAAAUUACCCAUUCAUCGACACUCGCUAAAAGUGUCUGAGCAGAGUUAUCGCCAGUUUUAAAAGUGCGAAAAAGUGAAAAAAAACGUGUGUGGAAACACAUACAACCAAUUUCUUCGUGAAAGCAAGUUAAAAGUACAGCCUCAAAAUUACUACUUCAGUCAUGACGAACAAAGUGCUAGCGGCCGUGCAAGAUUUACAAAAACAAAAUGGCGAAUCGCAGAGCACCAAUGCGACGGCUUCUGGAAACGACACUACCCGUACCAAUUUGAUUGUAAAUUAUUUACCUCAAACGAUGUCUGAAGAAGAGAUCCGUUCGCUCUUCUCCAGUGUUGGUGAGGUGGAAAGUGUGAAGCUGGUGCGCGACAAAAAUGUUAUCUACCCGGGUCAACCGAAGGGACAGAGCUUGGGGUACGGUUUCGUAAAUUUUCACCGUUCACAGGAUGCCGAACAGGCAGUAAGUGUGUUGAACGGUCUGCGCCUACAGAACAAAGUACUGAAAGUGUCAUUCGCUCGCCCCAGCUCGGAAGGAAUCAAGGGAGCUAACCUUUACAUUUCUGGUCUGCCGAAAACCAUCACCCAAGAAGAGUUGGAGGUUAUUUUUAGACCGUAUGGGGAAAUUAUUACGAGCCGUGUUUUGGUACAAGAUGGAAAUGAUAAACCCAAGGGUGUCGGCUUUAUUCGGUACGAUCAGCGCAAGGAAGCCGAACGAGCAAUUGCUGGAUUGAAUGGAACAACUCCGAAGGGACUGACCGAUCCGAUCACUGUGAAGUUUUCGAAUACUCCCGGACAAACCACUGCAAGCACUAAGAUUGUACAACCGGCUUUGCCUACUUUCCUGAACCCGCAGUUGACUCGCCGGUUAGGAGCUAUUCAUCAUCCAAUUAACAAGGGUUUGGCACGUUUCUCACCGAUGGGAGGUGAAGUGUUGGAUAUGAUGUUGCCAACUGCACCGACUAAUGGUAUUGGAGCUGUUGCUCCAUCUGGCGGAUGGAGCAUUUUCAUCUACAAUCUUGCACCGGAAACAGAGGAAAACACGUUGUGGCAACUGUUCGGACCGUUCGGAGCCGUCCAGAAUGUGAAGAUCAUCAAAGAUUCGGCUACUAACCAGUGCAAAGGAUACGGAUUCGUCACCAUGACCAACUAUGAGGAGGCAAUGCUGGCGAUUCGAUCACUGAAUGGAUAUACGCUCGGCCAGCGGGUGUUGCAAGUCAGCUUCAAAACCAACAAAUCGAACUUCGGUGAUCACUAAGUGCAAGAAACUUGCUGGUUUGAGUGGAAGGUUUGUUAAACUCAUCGGUACGCCACCCCUCGCUGAGGAGAUCGAUAAACCACCCCCGUCGCCGAGCUACGCUGGUGCAACGCUUUCUUCACACAUGCACACAAAUCAGACUACUACAAAUUAAACAUUCAACCAAAUUGACGAGGGUGCGAUUUUCGUGUCUAGCAGUGAGCAGGGGUGCGUUCCGCUGAGUUUGGAAUUCUUCCAACAUUUUUAUUCAACGAGAGACGGGGGUGCGCAUGCGAAAAACAUCAAAGCCAGCCAUGAAAAAUAGAAAAAAAAACUUACUGUAACCCCCCCUUCGCGGUUGACGUUGCUCAACCUUAUAACUAGAGACAGAAAAGACUCAGCAAAAUCCGCAGCAAGCGAGCAGUGAAACGAAGCCAGCGAAAGAAGAAGAGCUAAAAACAAGUAUGUGUGCAAUUCAACCAUGUUCUAUUCUUUCUCUGGAUAUUCUGUUCCAUUAUUUCAGCCAUUGCUUUCGCUUUGCUUAGUUCUCGCCCGCUAAUCGAGCCGUAAUCUUUAAUCUUUGAUCACGACUGAUUCUUUGGUUAGAUAUUUUUUUUCCAACUUGUAAUCAAAGCCUACUGAGACAUAGAGUUGAACGUUACUCAAAGUUAAAAGCAAAACGUUGGAAAACCGUGUAGCUUUCUACGCUAGUUCGCGUUUUUUUUCUAGCACGAGUAUCGCGUUUCUAGUGUUAGUACACUACUCUUUUCAUUAGAGAUUAAUUAGCAACUCAACUCAUGAUGUGCUCUUUUUUUUCGAUUCGGUCGGAAUUUGUUUACACAAUAUGCGCAGCUGGAAUGAUGAUGAUGAUGAUAACGUGUGAUGUGAUCGGCCCCAGAGACUGCACGUUCUUGCUGCGGAUUUACACAAGUCAUUAGAAGAAUUUAAUUUUUGUUUUCACGAUCUGUUCGGCUGAAAAAUUAUCUUUGGAAAUUCGUAAUUCUAAGGCUUCAACAUGCUAACGGACUGGCUGAGGUUGAAACCAUAUUAGUUUAAACUUUGACAGGCUUCCUCUGGUAGGAGGUCACAUUUAACAUUUACCGUGUCUGUGUGGAGAAGAAAGCUGUCAGUAAGUCCAUUGAAUGAACAAUGAGAGAAAGAAAAAAAAAACGUUACAGUAAAACACAACGGUUGCAUUGCUGACCGUUGAUGACGAAAACGACGAUCAAUGAAACAAACAUAGCUAAGUGCAGUGAAAUGCCAGCUAAAACAUGAUAACUGAAAGAAACACGAAAAUCUAGUCGAAAGAAAAAGAAACUUUUACAAAAGCAUAGUAAAAACACAGGAUAGGCUCUUUUACGCGUUAGUCUUUAAUGUCCCCCUUACUAUAUUAACUGAAGAAACUACAAUUAAUCUAUACCGACAAAGUGUAUUUUCGUAAAGUGUAAUGAAAGUGGUACUGCAAUAUUUAUUAACAGAAACGAGAUAACUUCUAAUAUACCAACGUCGCCACGAUUUUAGUUCAUCACACAUUGCACAUCAGAGCAUUAAUGCGAGCAAGCUACGAUGAGAAACGAUACAAAAUAGUAAGAUUGUGUAAUAAUAUUUUAGGAAAAUUUUAUUUAUUUUUACAUCUUAUUUAUUGACGAAAGAACAAAAGGGAAACUUGCUAAACAAGAACAAGUUUUACAGCUUAAGCAUUAACACGCAAAGGAUCUCAUAUUAGUGUGAAAUAAGUGAAAAAGCAUAAAUGUGGUUAAAUUUAGAAAGAACCCCAUUCAAAGCCCAUUGAAUUAGUCAAAUUGAGAAGAUAAAAUCUACGGACACAACAAAACAAAAAAAAAAAAAACGAUGAUGGAAGAACGCGCAAAUUGAAAGAGACACAAAACAAACGAGAAACGUACUUAAGAAAGGUAUAAAAAUAAGUCAAAUGAGCCAUACUGUGGUCGUCAGUUGAAGAUAAAGUAGAAUAAUAACUAGUUCCCUGACAAAUGGAGAUAUUCUGUUUUGUUACAUACACUCUUCCGUUCACUUGUGGCCAUUCAGGUUUUUUUUUCGUAUGGCUUCAAUGUUGCUUGAUUUCGGAAUUUUUUGUACCAACACUUACCAACCCGUUGUUCAGGUCUGGUAACAGAAAUGUGACGAUCUAUUAUUUAUUUUUCUGUUUUCGUAUCGGUUUAUUUUUUAUCCGAUUAUGAAAAAAAAAACCACAAAUAAAGAAUUCUCAUACAUUUACGAGCCAGAAACCCACCACAUGGGCCGCGAACUUUCGUCUUUGUUCGAGGCUUGAUCAGAAAAUUGGCACUAAAAACCGAAUCUAAGCAGAUCUAAAUCUCAUACUAUGAGGGUAAAAUUCAUACCUUUUAACCAUACAAGCUAAGCAAAGCAUCAUUAAUCUGAAAGUGUUGAGCCUGAGAGGAAGGAAUGAAUUAUAUAUAUAAACAAAACUGCAAAUUAAAAAUAUGUGAAAGGAAAAAUAACAAUGUCGCACAGUAAUUUUAAGGUAACAUAAACCAAGUUAUUAAUAUAUACAAACUCAAACCCCCUUUAUGAAACAGGCAUCGCUAAAAACAGAAUGGUAGCAACACAAAACAAGAAUACUCCAACUUACCCUUCUCUCACAAAAAAACCUGAUGAUAUUAGAACGAAGUAAGAUGUUAGAAUGAAAUUUUCUACUUUAUUUUCUGCCUAGGUUCAAUUUCGAUUAUUCCUGGGUUUUUCAUUAACAUAACAAUUCCAUUUCCCUAAGUUCCACAUUUUCAAGCAUUUAUGUGAAAUACCAUUCGUAACUUCUAGUCUAGAGGCUGUGACAGGUCGCCCACUGACAGCCGAGUGUUUAGCAUCGAUGCAACCGAAAGUGUCACGAAAACGGGCGUUUACUCCUCGUGAAAACAAGCAAAACAACAAAAAAAUGCAACAAUUUUGCCGAUGCUAACCAUCCGAAUCUAUUCCAUUAAACUGUGAUACGAGCAAAACAAGAAAAUAACAUUUAAGAAAUCAAGAAUGUGUUGACACAUGUUUCAGCUCGAUUUGUACACAAGCACUGUGUGCCGUAUAUAUUUUUAGUUCUCGCUGAGUAAUGACUUUUUCGAUCUUUUCUCGCUCGCUCUCGAACAUUCUUUGCGCUUUGCGCCCCUGGUGGUCGACUAUGCACGAAAGGGCACACGCAUCCAUUUGACAUUUGAUGGCAAAAACCAAAAAACAUGCAUAAAAAGGAAAAAACAAAAUGAGGAAAGCGAUACAAAUGGCUUCUGGAGCCAAAGGGCAAACGAGAACAUUUUUGAUCUCUGUUUUGUUCUACUGCAUUUUCAGUUUCUUUCUUAGUUUGUUCUUUUUCUUCGUUUGAUUCUAUGAUUAUACGUUCGUUUUUUCGUUUGUUUUGGUUUCUUUCGUUUCGUGUUUUUGAUUUCGGUUAACAUGAUAAGAGUCACAUAGUAGAACCAGCACCACUGUACCAACGAGUUCUAGCAAGACAUCCAGUAAAUCCAGGAAAAAAUCAUUCAGACAGAGCAGACAGAAAGAUAAUUAAUUUUUGUUUUAUAGUUUGCAUUAUAAUUGUUUUUAGGAUCCUAGCAGGAUGUGUACAAUUUUCUUUUUCUUUUUAUUAUAAUUUCGUUAAAAAAAACGGCGAACACAAACACAAACACGCGUAAUCAGAGUAGGCCAAACAACGAAAGGGCAAUAUGCAGUAAUGAAGACAGUACCAGGUGUCGUCGUUUCCGUAGAGUGUUGUUGCUACUUAUGGAUUUUGUGUUAUUAUAUUCUUCAGUUAUUCAUUGUUGUUUUCGUCUUCGUAUUAUGGUUGAUACGAACAUUAGUUGUAAUUUUAUUUUUAUUUACUUUGGUUCAUGAAGUCUCGAGAAGGUAAUAUCAAACGGUAAUAUGGACGUAUGCGGCGAAGGACGCAUUGCAUACUUAUUAUCUUCUCCACUUACUGAACUGGUUAUAAGUUAAUCAUAAUUUACUUUAUUUCAUUACAUGAUUUUCCAUAAGUUUUAUAUUCGUUUAUUUCUUAAUUUUUUUUCUUCCUUUUUGUGUGUUUUCUUUUCUUUAUUUUUAGGUUUUUUUUUAGAAGGAAUUCAGAGUGAUGUGUGCAAUAGGAUGUGACUAUAUGUUUUCUUUCUACCUUCUUCUCACCUUAAUCUGCCCGCUCUUGUUCUUGCUUUGGCUUGAUAAGAUUUUAAAAUAAAAUGAGAAAAUAUAUACUUAGAGCGAAACGAACAGAGAGAAAAACUAUUUAUUUCAACAGAUUUUCAUACUUAUUUAAAAACAGAGCAAGUUUGGAUAGAGGAUCGUUAGUAAUUUAAGUAUAUUUUUGUAACUCUUUAGUGUAUUCAUGAAUGAUUUUCCGUAUAAACUGGCAGUUUGAUGCUCCAUAAUUUCAAUUAUCUACAGUUUGCAACCAACCGAAACGUACUCUGUUUGUUUGAGUAUUAACGCAAUAAUGAACAAAGAGUGCAGUUCCUUAUUACUGAUCAGAUGAAACUCAUAUAAAAAAAAAUGCGUCCAAGAAUCUAGUAUAAUGUUUCACAAGAGCGUAAAGCGUAAAGUUUGGUGACGAUAAAGUACAAAGAUGCUUGAGUAAAACAAGUGAAGUUAGCAUUCCUUCAUGUUUUAAACGGAAAAUCGUAGCUCCACAUGAUGCUAGAUUGUUGGACAUCCAAAAAUAAAUAAUCUUAAAACAAAAAAAAAACUCAAACAAAAACAACCAAAAACACUAAAACUAUGAGACGAUAAAGAGUCGCUGUCGAAACACCGCUCGAUUUCCGUUCAAGGAUUCAGUUUCCGUAUUACAGCACCAGACCAGAUACCACCUUUAGGACAAAACUGAGUGGCUCUCAAAUAACUUCUAAUACUGAUAGUGCAGAAAUCUUUAGCAAAAGUAUCAUAAACAUUUGUCACGUCGUGUAGUUUGAUUUAGUAUCUCACCUUGCGUUAUGUUUUCGACAAACUUCAAACAAAUUCGAUUUCGAACCAGUCACAAAACAAUAGCCGAAAAGCAAGCUAGAUUGUUAGAAGCAUCAAUUAUGCUUUGAUUUGUCAUUUUUUAUAAUCGAAUUAAUCAGUGUAUGAUUUUAUUUUCCUGAAUACGUUCUUAUGUGUAUAUAUAAAAAUUAUAAAAAAGCAAAACAUUAAAAUAGUAAAAAUAUGGAAUACAAUAAAAAUUAUAAUUUA